Nelumbo nucifera (sacred lotus) is the source of this 1966-nucleotide messenger RNA. RefSeq names its product transcription factor MYB16-like. The record is from RefSeq and is a predicted model, not a curated record. Lineage: Eukaryota; Viridiplantae; Streptophyta; Magnoliopsida; Proteales; Nelumbonaceae.
AUAUGUCGCUGACCUUUCUUCUUUGCCCAUAUCUGUACUUAUCAAUCUCUCUUCCUUCAUGGUGUAACCCUUUUCCUGUUGUUGUUGUUGUUCUUCUUCUUCUUCAAAUCAAUUUUCUUCUUUCCGUUCAAUUCUUCCAUCUUCUGUGUCAUAUAUGCCACUAAAAGAGGCAUAAACCUCUCACCUUCUUCGCCUGUUUAGGAUCCAAAAUGGGCCGAUCUCCUUGCUGUGAGAAGGUUGGCCUGAAAAAAGGUCCGUGGACGCCUGAAGAAGAUCAGAAACUCCUAGCUUACAUCGAAGAACAUGGUCAUGGAAGCUGGAGAGCCCUACCGGCCAAAGCUGGUCUUCAAAGGUGUGGAAAGAGCUGUAGACUAAGAUGGACUAACUACCUCAGACCUGAUAUUAAACGAGGGAAAUUCAGUUUACAGGAGGAACAGACUAUCAUUCAACUACAUGCUCUUCUGGGGAACAGGUGGUCGGCUAUAGCAACACAUUUGCCCAAGAGAACUGACAAUGAAAUCAAAAACUACUGGAACACCCACCUCAAGAAAAGGCUAGCCAAGAUGGGAAUAGAUCCGGUAACCCACAAGCCCAAGAGCGACGCCCUGAGCUCGGUCGACGGUCAGUCCAAGACAGCAGCCACACUAAGCCACAUGGCUCAGUGGGAGAGUGCUCGCCUCGAAGCCGAAGCAAGAUUGGUUAGAGAAUCUAAGUUGAGGUCCAGUUCGUUUCAACAGCAGCUGGGCUCACCGGCUACGGAUUUGGCUUCCACUUCGGCUCAGCCUCUCAACAAGACAUCAGCUCCUCCGGCGUCGUCUCUGUGUCUCGACGUGCUAAAAGCUUGGCAAGGAGUGUGGUCAAAGUCAACAAAAAGCGGUUUGAUGUCUGGCAUAGGCAGCGGCCUUGGUCUUGAGUCUCCGACGUCUACUUUGAGCUUUUCUGAGAAUGCAGUGCCGAUCCCAAGUGUUGGAUUCGGUGACAACCCUACGGCUACAGUGGAAUUCGUCGGCAGUUCAAGCACAGGUGAGGGAGGACUUGUUGUCAAAGAAGAAGGCGGUGAAGAAGAUUGGAAAGGCUUUGGGAAGACGAUCCACAUCCACCUGCCCGAAUGCAAAGAAAGGAUGGAAAACUCAGUGACAUUGAUGACAGGUUUCCAUCAUGAUGCAGUGUUUACAGCCGAGGACUCAUGGACUUCGGAAUCAUCAAAGACGGAAAACGGGCAAGUAGCCGGUGCAAACUUCAUUGAAGGCUUCACCGAUCUUCUCAUCAACAAUUCCGAUGACCAGAAUUCAUCGGAAGAAAGUAGAGAUUCUGAUUAUGCCAAUGGCAGCCAUGGCACCGACGACUUUGAAGAGAACAAGAAUUACUGGAACAACAUACUCAACUUGGUGAAUUCUUCUCCGUCGGAUUCACCGGUGUUCUAGGAUCAUACCGCCGGAGAAGUGACGCAAAGAGUCGUUAGUUUCACAAAGUUGUCAAGCUACGUCAACUGGUCAAGCGCCAUUAGAAUAUUCCUUUGUUGUUAUCAAAUGUGAAAAAGGUUUUAGUCUCCUCGGUCCCGCUAUAGUCUCUAGCAUGACCCGUUAAAAACUCAGCCGUUUCCACUCAGUGAAGUCCCUAGCUAGGAAGUAGAAAUCGGCAGCUAAUCGUUCUAGCGUUUAAAGAUUUGAAGGCAACAGUCAAGCCAGUGGAGUCCAACAUUUGUUUUCUCAAUUCUCAUCCAAAUAAGUUAUAACGUAACCCCAGCGCCAGCGGCCUGCGGCCAUGCCCAAGAGAAAAUGGAGAAGAAAGCUAGACCCUGGACGAGCCGCCUAGAAAAUAUUUCUUUAGAAAUAGAUAUAUAGAGAUGGAGAUCAUUAGUAUAUUGUUAUGUUCUAUACAAACAUUUAUAUGAAUCGUCCCUUCCUGCUUACGAGAUAUGUACGUAUUAAUGAAUGGACUUUACUGCAGUUAGUUUGUUGUGGCA